AAAGUUCCUAUUCUGGGAUCUUGUCGGUGCUGUCUAGCCGUGCUGAGGUUCAGGGUCAUGGGCCCAUUAAACACACAGCGAAGUCGGUGUAAACUGACUUGAUCCUCCCUCCGUUCACCGUGGUUUCUCCUCUUCGCCUGUGUGUGUCUGUGUCCCGUGUUAUUUUCUCCCCCCCAGACAUUGUCAACACUCCCAAACCCGAUGAAAGAGCCAUCAUGACUUACGUCUCCUGCUUCUACCAUGCUUUCGCGGGAGCGGAGCAGGCCGAGACAGCAGCUAACAGAAUAUGUAAGGUUCUUGCUGUGAAUCAAGAGAAUGAGAGGCUGAUGGAAGAAUAUGAGAGGCUAGCGAGUGAGCUCUUGGAAUGGAUUCGGCGCACCAUCCCCUGGCUCGAGAACCGGAUGCCCGAAAAGACCAUGCAGGCCAUGCAGAAGAAACUGGAGGACUUCCGGGAUUAUCGGCGCAAGCACAAGCCCCCCAAGGUUCAGGAGAAGUGCCAGCUGGAGAUCAACUUUAACACGCUGCAGACCAAGCUGCGGAUCAGCAACCGGCCGGCCUUCAUGCCCUCUGAGGGCAAGAUGGUGUCG
Molecule: messenger RNA, 587 nt
Organism: Nannospalax galili (Upper Galilee mountains blind mole rat)
Lineage: Eukaryota; Metazoa; Chordata; Mammalia; Rodentia; Spalacidae
Product: alpha-actinin-2-like
Exons: 3
Biological process (GO): muscle cell development; actin cytoskeleton organization
Cellular component (GO): cortical actin cytoskeleton; plasma membrane; Z disc
Molecular function (GO): actin filament binding
Source: RefSeq, a predicted model, not a curated record